CAACAAAAGUAUUGCAGAGCUACUCACAAACUCACUCUCAGCACGUGAAAUAAUUUGAAGCUUCUCAAUUCAUUUCACAUCACUUCUUAAUACGACACCGUAUGGCGUGAAGAAUCUGCUCCUCUCUUGCCCUAAAGCUGAGUUAAGGUUUAAACACACAAUAGCACCCUUUUGAUUUAUGUCUCUUUGUUCUGUUUUUGUCGGUUUGUGUAACCGAUCAACUCAAGCUAUUGGCUCCUUACUCCCUGAAAUUUGACUUCUCUAUUGGAUUUCACCAAAGUUUCUCUAUAUGAAGCGAUCUUUACCCUCACAAUUUCAUUAUAUUUGAACCACAAGAAAAAGAAAAAGUACAAGCGGUUGUGAUGGACGGUGGUUAUGAUCAAUCCGGUCACUCUAGAUACUUCCAUAACCUCUUUAGGCCUGAGCUUCAACACCAGCUUCAGCCACAGCCGCAGCCUCAACCCCAGCCUCAGCCUCAGCCUCAGCCUCAGUCUGAUGAUGAAUCUGACUCCAACAACAAGUAUCCGGGUCAACCUGAUUCCGACCAGGUUACCUCGGGCUCAACUUCCGGGAAGCGUCCACGUGGACGUCCUCCAGGGUCUAAGAACAAGCCGAAGCCACCGGUGAUAGUGACAAGAGAUAGCCCCAACGUGCUUAGAUCUCAUGUUCUUGAAGUCUCAUCUGGAGCCGACAUAAUUGAGAGCGUCAACAAUUAUGCUCGCCGGAGAGGGAGAGGUGUCUCCAUUCUCAGUGGUAACGGCACGGUGGCUAACCUCACUCUCCGGCAGCCGGUGACGACUCAUGGGAACAAUGGUGGAACUGAAGCCGGAGCCGGAGGAGUUGUGACUUUACGUGGAAGGUUUGAGAUUCUUUCCAUCACUGGUACGGUGCUUCCGCCGCCCGCGCCGCCGGGAUGCGGUGGUUUAUCUAUCUUUGUUGCUGGUGAACAAGGUCGGGUGAUCGGAGGAAGAGUGGUGGCUCCCCUUGUGGCUUCUGGUCCAGUGAUACUGAUGGCUGCAUCGUUCUCCAACGCAACUUUCGAAAGGCUUCCACUUGAAGAGGAGGGAGGUGAAGGUGGGGGAGACGUCGGAGGAGGAGUUCCACCGCCAGCCACUUCAGAAACAGCGCCGUCUGGAGUCGCUCAGGGAGAGCUAAGAGUUAAUAUGAGUGGUUAUGAUCAGUUUUCCGGCUGGGGAGCCGGAGCCGCUUCAAGACCAUCAUUUUAGAUUUGAAAUUUAUGUCCGUAAAUUCCCUGUAACCAAAAUUUCAAUUGAAAAUAAAUAAUGAUUUCAUGAUAAUGACAUUUUCAUUUUGGGUUCUUUUGGUUUUUAAUUUAGUUUAUCAUAAUAUAUGCAUAUAUGUUAUAUACAUAUAAACAUUUGGAUUCGUCUUUAGGUGUACUUCUCCAUCGACAAUUCUCUUCUUUUUAUGUUAAUCAUCAGGGUUCUGUGAUGAACCCAAUAUGUUAUUUGUUAUGUGCUUGAAUUCACAAAAAAAAAUGAUAAGAGAAGCCAAUUUUAUGAAUUUAAUCAGUUCACUCAUCAGUCGUCACCAGUAUAUAUUUGUCUCGUAUGCGCAAUCCCCAAUUUGGGAUAUGAAAGUUAACAAUUAAAUGCAUGUUACUAUAUAGAGUAUGUCAAGUCAUCUAAUGGAUCAAACAUCUUGUUCUUGUUCAUUUUCAUUUAUUUAGUUACCACAACUAAAAUCCUCAAUAUUGUAAUUUGGAAAUCUUAUGUAUAUAUUUUGUUAAAUACUCCAUGUAACUAAAGAGCCUUAUACAACCUUUUGAGCAUAUUGAAGGCCUUCAAAAGUUUAAAUCAAGUUUCUACUUAGGAACAUGAUUUGAUGAUAUGUUUUAACCAUCGUUAUUGGAUGGAAUCGCUAUCAAUCUUUCUUCGAUCUUAUCAGUCAAUCAUGAAAAUAACGCAUCAAAAUCUUACAAAAGUAACGCUUGAAACUUACGAAAAAAUUAAAUAUCAGUUAUAACAAUAAAAACAUAUAAAUACAAAAAAUAUGUAUCCGUUACAACGAUAUAAACAUAACAUAAGAGAUAGUUUCGACGGUUACAACGAUUCGAUUAAUGGUAGAAACACAAGAACAUUACAUGACCUGCCAAAAACCAAAACAAGAAAAACAUUUGGCUUUGAGUUUCAUCAGUUUCCCUUUAGAUGAGUAGGGAACUCUGCAACAUCAGCCAAUGGGUUUUGAGUACCAAGAUGUGUGAAAAUGAGGAGUACAUCAAGUUCCUAGGGAAGAUAUUUAGUGACAAUAUGAAAACAUGUAAUUUUUCUUAAGGAUCAUAUAAUAUAAAUAUACUUCCUCUUGUUCCUUUUAUAUGUCAUAUAAAUUUUUUCCAUAUGGAUUAAGAAAAUUAUUUAAUUUUUGGUUUACCUCUAAUUAAUAUAUUUUUAUUUGAUCUUUGUACUUAAUGAACUAAAAUAAUAGAGGUAAAAUUUAAAAACUAUUAAAUAAGUACAUUGAAAAUAUAUUAAACGAUAUUUAUAAUGAAACAAAAUUUAAAGUUUAAAAUGAUAACUAAUAUAAAACAUAGAGAGUAGUAGUAUUUAUAUGUAGGGAAAGAGUUUGCAUAAUCAAUGCAAUGUUCAAAUGUGGUGAAAUAUAUCUCCAAUAAAAUGGAGAUAAUUUUUUAUCUGCGUAAGAAUAUGAAUAUUUUUUACUUUGUUCUUUUUUUUGUCGAUAACAUGCAUUAUCAUACGAAUUUUCACAUAGUGACAUUAGCAUUACUAAUAUAAACUACUAGGCUAGGCUACACAUGUGGUCAAUUUCAACUUUACAUUAUAAGAUGAGAAUGAGAGUUGGAUACAACCGUUUCAUCAUAUAUGAAUAGUUGGCUUUUUAGGGCUUGAAGUAUUGAGAAUUCGAGGGUAUUGUAUUUGUACGUUGGGGACGGACCUUUUAGGAACAUGCAACAAAAGCCUUUAUCUUUUGAAGAUUUCAUGUGAUCGUGUCAUGUGCCUUACAUGCAAUUGGCGACACAAUACUGAAAACAGAAAAUUGGAUUUCUAACUUAUUUUGUUUAUUGAACUUUCUAUAUGAAUCUUUGUUCAGUAUGCGUUUGUCUAUAUACACUGAUAAAUAAACCGGGCUCUGAAAUUUUUGGAACUUUAAACGAUUUAAUAAAGACAUUAAUCAAUCCUUUUUUAAAUAAUUUGGGGUCUACGUUCAUAUGUGUUAAUUCAAAAAAAAGGUGAUCUAAGAGCAUUUGCAGUGAGCAAAGACUAAAACAAUUCUUACAAAAAAAAUGUUAUUUUAAACAUUUAAUUAUUAUUUUUAAUUGAUUCUACCAAUACAAAAUGCACACUUGUAGACUCAGUCUCUUAAGAUUGUGCACAAGUACCUUCAGCAAGAGACCGAUUCUUCUUUUCUCCUUCAUUUCUCUUUUAUCUCUCUUACUUUCUUAUUUUGCGUUAAUGAUUAAGUGGUGAGAGACUCUUUAAAAGACUCCUACUAAUGGUGUUCUAAGAACAUCUCUAAUCUCACUCUAUAAUUUACUUCAAAAUAAAAAAUAAAAUAAAGUGAGAAAUGGAAUGAUGAACAAAAAAUAAAAACAUUACUCUUUUUUUUCAAUGUUGGAUUUGUAUAUCAAAUGGAAAAAAGUUACGUAAUGAGAAAGAUGUUCUCCAUACAUGGAGAAAUCUAUCAAGAAACCAACUCUACAAAAAAGAAUUG
Molecule: messenger RNA, 3690 nt
Organism: Brassica rapa (field mustard)
Lineage: Eukaryota; Viridiplantae; Streptophyta; Magnoliopsida; Brassicales; Brassicaceae
Product: AT-hook motif nuclear-localized protein 29
Biological process (GO): vegetative to reproductive phase transition of meristem
Cellular component (GO): nucleus
Molecular function (GO): DNA-binding transcription factor activity; minor groove of adenine-thymine-rich DNA binding
Source: RefSeq, a predicted model, not a curated record